Messenger RNA from Rotaria sp. Silwood2, 697 nucleotides. The record is from the annotation of a GenBank genome assembly. Lineage: Eukaryota; Metazoa; Rotifera; Eurotatoria; Philodinida; Philodinidae.
CUUGUCCUUUUGGGCUUUUUCUAAUCUCAUUGGACUCUACUUAUCGGCAAAAUAUCGGCUUAAAAGCUUUGAAUCACUUCGAACGGUUCCCUCGUUAGUGGUAAUGGUUGUGAUUUCUGACGAUCAACUUAUACAAGAAUAGAAGCAACCAACAAAUUUCAAGUAAAUGAAAAAAACAAACUUGCAAACUUCUAAAUCUAUUAAUUUAAUAUAUUUUUAGGUUAUUUUCGAAGGUGUAGUUGAUCCAAGUUAUCUUCGUGAUAUUUCAAUUGAUAAUAUUUCUAUUCCAUCAGAUCCAUCUACUGCUCAUGAUUCAUGCACAUUUGAACAAGAUUAAUGUGUUUGGACACCAUCUAAUGGAAAAGAUGAUAUUGAUUGAUAUUGUUUAUCAUCAAAAUAAAUAAGUUUAUUAUAUAAUAGAAUAGAUUAUCCAUUAACUGAUACAACAAUAAAUAAUACCUAUGGACAUUUUCUUUGUGCAACAUCUAAUUUUCAAUCAAAUCGUAUUGAUCAAUCAUUAUGUCUUUAUUCUGAAACUCUUUUAACUUACCAAUAUCAAAAUGGUGCAUGUUUAAUAUUGAAUUCUUUUCUAAUUGGUUCAUCAUCAUUAAGAGUUUAUUCACGUGCACGACCACUUGAUCAAAAUUCUUCAUUAUUAUGGCCAAUUGGUGGAGUACGGAGGCGGAUCAUUUAUUAA